This is a messenger RNA of Octopus bimaculoides (California two-spot octopus), 1029 nucleotides long. RefSeq names its product electron transfer flavoprotein subunit beta. Gene Ontology annotation, cellular component: mitochondrion. Gene Ontology annotation, biological process: fatty acid beta-oxidation using acyl-CoA dehydrogenase; amino acid catabolic process. Gene Ontology annotation, molecular function: electron transfer activity. Lineage: Eukaryota; Metazoa; Mollusca; Cephalopoda; Octopoda; Octopodidae. The record is from RefSeq and is a predicted model, not a curated record.
GCCAGAAGACCGGAAGUUGUGGCUUUGUUUGUGAAACGUGAACUCUUAUAAAGAGAAGAUCGAAAGAGUCAGUUUGGUGGAUGACGUGAAAAGAUGUCUUCUCUUCGUGUUUUGGUUGGAGUGAAGCGAGUCAUUGAUUAUGCUGUUAAGAUAAGAGUUAAACCUGACAAAAGUGGUGUGGUAACGGAUGGGGUGAAGCAUAGCAUGAACCCUUUUGACGAAAUUGCUGUUGAGGAAGCUGUCCGGAUGAAGGAGAAGAAAAUAGCCAAAGAAGUCAUUGCUGUGUCAUGUGGCCCAACACAAUCACAGGAGACCUUACGGACAGCUUUGGCAAUGGGUGCUGACAAAGCCAUUCAUGUUGAAAUGAAACCAGCAGAAUAUCUCAAUGCACAGCCAUUCCACAUAUCCAAAAUAUUGGCAAAGAUUGCUCAGGAUGAAAAGAUAGAUGUCCUUCUUUUAGGAAAACAGGCUAUUGAUGAUGACUGCAACCAAACUGCUCAGAUGACAGCAGCACUUUUAGACUGGCCACAGGCAACAUUUGCAUCUAAAGUUGCUCUAAAGGAGGGUUUGAUGACUGUAACCCGUGAAAUUGAUGGUGGAUUAGAAGAUAUUGAAGUAAAAUUACCUGCAGUUGUCAGUGCUGAUCUUAGGCUUAAUGAACCUCGUUAUGCAACACUGCCAAACAUUAUGAAAGCUAAAAAGAAGCCUUUAGCCAAGAAGAAAGCUGCUGAUUUUGGUGUUGACUUAACUCCUAAGCACAAGAUAAUCUCCAUUGAGGACCCUCCAGUCAGAGAAGCUGGUCAAAAGGUGGAAUCAGUUGAAGAUUUAGUAGAGAAACUGAAGGCUGCUGGUUUAGUCAAAACGUAAGAUUAGGUUCAAAUUAAGAAAUCUUUGAAGACAAAUUAAGUAGACCCUGGUCACCAAAAUAGAGUUCGGAUUUGAAAGAAAAUCAAAUGAUUUCCUUACAUCAAAUUUUUUGUUUUAUUGAUUUAUUGCAAUUUAUACAAUAAAAACUGUUAUUCUGUAUAA